Molecule: messenger RNA, 1426 nt
Organism: Ostrea edulis (European flat oyster)
Lineage: Eukaryota; Metazoa; Mollusca; Bivalvia; Ostreida; Ostreidae
Product: fibropellin-1-like
Exons: 5
Coding region: 9-1187 (392 amino acids)
Biological process (GO): heterophilic cell-cell adhesion; establishment or maintenance of epithelial cell apical/basal polarity
Cellular component (GO): plasma membrane; protein-containing complex; extracellular region
Molecular function (GO): chitin binding; calcium ion binding
Source: RefSeq, a predicted model, not a curated record
UUUGUGAAAUGAAUUUUUUUGUAUUGACGAUAUUACUUGCUGUCUGUUCGUCCACACCCAUCUGCUUCAAGGGAAGGGAGUAUGUGGUAGAAAAAUGUGUGCGAUACAGAUGUAUCAAUGGAACUGCCAUGCCUGAGUCCUGUCCAAGAGGACUGUUCCCUGCCUCUAAAGAUGCGACAGGGUGUAGCUGGCCGGGAGAAUCUGAAUGCACAAUGGAUGUGGAGACGGAAAAAAUUACAGAUCCAUGCAGUGGAGAUCCAUGUGAAAAUGGGGGCAGAUGUAUCGCUUCCUCCAACAGUCAGUCCUAUCUUUGCUCCUGCUCGCCUGGUUAUCAGGGAUCCCGAUGUCAAUUCAAUGAAAGCGAAUGUCUUAGCGCUCCUUGUCAGAAUGGCGCAAUCUGUGUAGAUGAGAAGAGCGGGUUCACAUGUCGGUGUUCCAUGGAGGAAGAAGGGCUCUACUACACGGGACGACUCUGUGAAACAAGAAUAAGCAAACCGACUUCAGCCCUCAUUCUGGAGCAGUGUAACGGAGGAGUGGGCCUGCUGCCCCACGCUACUUACUGUCAGCUGUACUAUAACUGUAGUGCGUCGUCUUCAAACAUUCCCAUCAGGCCGCAAGAAAAGUUUCUAGACGAAUGCCCCUACCCUCAGCUCUUCUCCACUACCACCAGAACGUGCGAGUCAUUUUACAGAGUUAACUGUGAAAAACGCCAGGUUCUGUUGGAUUUCUGUGACUACUGGAAACAGAAAUGCACUAGCAUCUGCAAACCUUGUACCAUUGAGCAUCCAAGUUGUAAGAGUAGGGAAGACGGAAUUCAAAGCAACCCAAACAAACCAGGCACUCCCUACUUUAUGUCCUGCUUUCAGAACAGGACGAUAUAUGUUUCAGAGUGUCCCACAGACAAAUUUGGAAAGAAAAUGAUAUUUCAUAAAAACAAAUGUACUAGUGUUUUUGACAUGUCAAGAUUUGAAGGAGGGCGGAGACCAGAAUGUCCGGAUCACAACUUACGAUAUUUUUCUGGCCCCAGGGAAGACUGUACCAUACAUCACAUGUGUCAAGGAGGCGUGGCCACGGUAAUGCAAUGUACUGGGGGAAAGGUUUUUCACUACGAGGUAGGAAAACCUCUGUGUCAAGAGCGAGCAGACGUAUGCAAACCAUGUGGAACAAAGCCAUGGUACGUGGAUUGAUAAUGUAGGGAGAAGUCGAGGUAACGUAGCGUCCUCCUGUGUUUGGCAUGGUCCGACUUCCAAUCAGUGAAAAAUAUCACCGAAUUUAGAAAUCCAGCUAAUCCACAUUUAAGCAUAGUUGCAGACCACCUAAUUGAAAAUUAGUGAUUUAUCCUAACAGAUCUAGAGCUAACAAGUAAUUAUCACUUCCAAUUUUGUAGUAAUGAGUUUUGAUAUACCGCUUCCGCAUAAAAGACAAU